GAGGAGGCUACAAGAAAUCUGGUGAAGCUCCAGAUAAUAGCCACUGAUAGAUACUAUAAUUAAACAUGUAACUUUAAGUAUGUUGGGAUCUCCAAUGGGCACUAAUGUUUUAAAAUUUAAUUGCUUACCCUUCAUUUAACAAAUAUUCCACCUUCUAUACUCUGGGUUCUUGGGAUCCCUCACGGAGAUUCCAGCACCUGUGCCCUCCUGAAGCAUCCCUUCUUGAACUCCUUAGUUGCGGGAUUAGAGUCAGAUAACUCACUGUGUUCAGCCCCUCCGGCUUAUGGUCUUUGUCAAAUACAUGGCCUUCUCAAUUGGUCUGGCUGGCUCCGUCCUGAUGAGCCUCGUGAGACUCCAGCCCAGGCCUGGCCUUCACUUCAGUUGGCAGAACCCAGCCCUGGGCAAAGGUCGGGGGUUCGUUAUGUGAGGCAAGGGGUUGUGUGCUCUAAUCUUUUCUGGUACCAGGUUGUGUGUGUGUGUGAUUGGGAGGGAGGAAGAUAGAGAAGAUGUAAUUGAUUUGGGGAGGAUUUGGGGAAGGUUUAUAUAGGAAAGCAGCAAGAUCAAGAACCUACUGCCAAGCGGUGACCAAGAAACGUUCACCAUAUUCCUCCUCCAAACCCACACUGUUUGCCAAAUCUUAACCAAAUUAGCAUAGUGCGGUCUGCUUCCAUACAUGACUGAGUGAAUAAGGAAAUUUCAACGUCUUUGCCAUAAAGCCUGGAGGAAACCAUACGAAAAUCCAGCCUCUGUUUCAGGAGUGUCUGCCGGACUAUUGGUCCUACAGGUAUGGAUCUCUGGCAACUGCUGUUGACCUUGGCAGUGGCAGGCUCCAGUGAUGCUUUUUCUGGGAGUGAAGCCACACCAGCAUUCUUUGUCAGAGCAUCUCAAAGUCUGCAGAUACUAUACCCAGUCCUAGAGACAAAUUCUUCUGGGAAUCCUAAAUUCACCAAGUGCCGUUCACCUGAACUGGAGACUUUCUCAUGUCACUGGACAGAUGGGGCUAAUCACAGCUUACAGAGCCCAGGAUCUGUACAGAUGUUCUAUAUCAGAAGGGACAUUCAAGAAUGGAAAGAAUGCCCUGAUUAUGUCUCUGCUGGUGAAAACAGCUGUUACUUUAAUUCAUCUUAUACCUCCGUGUGGACCCCCUACUGCAUCAAGCUAACUAGCAAUGGUGGUAUUGUGGAUCAUAAGUGUUUCUCUGUUGAGGACAUAGUACAACCGGAUCCACCCGUUGGCCUCAACUGGACUCUGCUGAACAUCAGUUUGACGGAGAUUCAUGCCGACAUACUAGUGAAAUGGGAACCGCCACCCAAUACAGAUGUUAAGAUGGGAUGGAUAAUCCUGGAGUAUGAACUGCACUACAAAGAACUAAAUGAGACCCAGUGGAAAAUGAUGGACCCUUUAUUGGUAACAUCAGUUCCGAUGUACUCGCUGAGACUGGAUAAAGAGUAUGAAGUGCGUGUGAGAACCAGACAACGAAACACUGAAAAAUAUGGCAAGUUCAGUGAGGUGCUCCUGAUAACAUUUCCUCAAAUGAACCCAUCUGCAUGUGAAGAAGAUUUCCAGUUUCCAUGGUUCUUAAUUAUCAUCUUUGGAAUACUUGGGCUAUCAGUGACAUUAUUUUUACUCAUAUUUUCUAAACAGCAAAGGAUUAAGAUGUUGAUUCUACCCCCAGUUCCAGUUCCAAAGAUUAAAGGAAUUGAUCCAGAUCUCCUCAAGGAAGGAAAAUUAGAAGAGGUGAAUACAAUCUUAGCCAUUCAUGACAACUAUAAACACGAAUUCUACAAUGAUGACUCUUGGGUUGAAUUUAUUGAACUAGAUAUUGAUGACCCUGAUGAAAAGACUGAAGGGUCAGACACAGACAGACUUCUGAGCAAUGACCCUGAAAAAUCACUCAAUAUCUUUGGGGCAAAGGAUGACGACUCUGGGCGUACCAGCUGUUACGAACCUGACAUUCUAGAGACUGAUUUCCAUGUCAGUGACAUGUGCGAUGGUACCUCAGAGGUUGCUCAGCCACAAAGGUUAAAAGGGGAAGCAGAUAUCUUGUGCCUUGAUCAGAAGAAUCAAAAUAACUCACCUUCUAAUGAUGCUGCCCCUGCUAGCCAGCAGCCCAGUGUUAUCCUAGUAGAGGAAAACAAACCAAGACCACUUCUUAUUGGUGGAACUGAGUCAACUCAUCAAGCUGUCCAUACACAGCUCAGCAAUCCAAGUUCAUUGGCAAACAUUGAUUUUUAUGCCCAGGUAAGCGACAUUACACCAGCAGGGAAUGUGGUCCUUUCCCCAGGCCAAAAGAAUAAGACUGGGAACCCCCAGUGUGACAUGCACCCAGAAGUGGUCACACCCUGCCAAGCAAACUUCAUCAUGGACAACGCUUACUUCUGCGAGGUAGACGCCAAAAAGUACAUUGCCCUGGCCCCUCACGUCGAGGCUGAAUCACAUGUAGAGCCAAGCUUUAACCAGGAAGACAUUUACAUCACCACAGAAAGCCUUACCACUACAGCUGGGAGGUCGGGGACAGCAGAACAUGUUCCAAGUUCUGAGAUACCUGUCCCAGAUUAUACCUCCAUUCAUAUAGUACAGUCUCCACAGGGCCUUGUACUCAAUGCGACUGCCCUGCCCUUGCCUGACAAAGAAUUUCUCUCAUCAUGUGGCUAUGUGAGCACAGACCAACUGAACAAAAUCAUGCCAUAGCUUUUCUUUGAUUUCCCAUGAGCUACCCAUUGAAUGGCACAGAGUUGGCUGGGGCACGAAUGCUUAAACCAAAACAAUGUUUAAACUUUUGGGGGGAGGGGGUGAGUUGAGGGUGGGGAAUAUGAAUUCUAAAUGCCUUUUCCUGAAAUGUUGAAACGUGAUAUUAAAAAAAGAAGAAGAAUCCUUAAUCAGAUAGAUAUUCCUGUUGUGAAUUGUAAAUAUUUUAAAGAACUGUCUCAAAGACUGUUUAGUGGCAGUAAUUGUCUUGUUAUUGUGGGUGUUAAUUUUGUGCUACUAAGCAUUGAAUGGCUAUGUUUUUUAAUGUAUAGUUAAUCAUGCUUUUUGAAAAAGCGAAAAAUCAGGUGGCUUUUGCAGUUCAGGAAGAUUGAAUGCAAAUCAUAGCACAGGUUAAUUUUUUUAAGAAUUGGGAACUAAAAUUAUAGGUAAGAAGACAGGAAAUAGUUUGGAUAUGUAAAACAUUUAUUUUGGCAUAAAAUGGAUAAAGAUAUUUUUAAUAAUUUACACUUUAAGCAUGGCUAUUUUCUAUUACACUGUACACGGUGUACUGUAGUUCAUGCCAACCCAUCUAAAGAAUGUAAUAACUGCAGUCUAAAGCUGGUUUAAUGCUUUGGUCAAUGCACCUGAAGAAAAACUAGUUUUUUACAAGCCCCUUUUUAUACCUCCUAAAACUCUAAGUGAUUCUGAAAUGAUUGUAGUUAGCUGCAUUAUUGGAAAGUGCUCAUCUUAUCUGAAUUUGUAAACAAAUAUUUGUUAAUUUAGAAAACUUUUAAAUGUUUGCACAAGUCAACUUACCAUGAACCAAAAAAAAAAACAAAACCCACAGAACAACAACAACAAAAAACCUUUUCUUACCCAAGUUUUGGUUCAUGUCAGAGGGCUACAUACUAACAGAAGUAGAAAUUACAGCUCGUUCCUAUUGACCAGGAUGCUUAAUCACUGCGGUACCCUGGGAAAAAGUGUCUUAGUGCAUGCAUAUCAUGAGUCAAGCCUUAGAACCUCCACCGCAAUGUCUUGUAUUUCAUAUUUAUCUAAGGAAGGAAUAGGAAUAAGAAGCAUUUUGUAAGUUGAAGCUGGUCAAAGUGAAGUUAACCAGAUUAUGGAAUAAAAGUUCAGGAAGUAGGUUUUUCUUUCAUAGCCGAUAGCCAGACACAUACUCACUGUUAGUGAUGAUGAGAAACAAACAAACAAACAAAAAAAAAAACCAAGAUUUUAAAUCCCGAAAGAUAACUCAAAAAUUUAUUAAAACCCAUAGCAGAAACUUUCUUCCUCACAUUUUUUGUAGGAUUUAUUUGAAGCAGUAAAAUGAGUUUCAUCAUUUUUUACCUCCCCUCUGAGUGAAUUGGCCUUAAAGCUGGUAGUUAGAAGAAAAAGGGGUCUGAGUAAUUUAUAAGUUAUUGCUCAAUCCCUUAAUAAACUAAACAUCAUUCACAGGAGCAUUGGGAUUGCUCCACAAAAUGUUUGUCAAAAAGAGAAAACUCAUCUCACCCGUGAAUGCUUCUCACUUUAAGUAUUUUUUAAAAGUUAAUAAAACUUUAAAGUUAGCUUUAACUUAAAAAGCAUAUUUGCCAUUUAGCUCAGAUCUUUUUAGAAAAUAAGCUUAAUGGUUGGUAAUUUUAAAUUCCUUCUUUCUUGCAGGAAGGACAGUGAAAAAUUAGAAUUGGGUGUUUAAAGUUCAACAUGUUACUUGUAAUAAAUGUUCAAUAGGUUUUCUGCUAUCUUGCUGCUAUGGUGUUCUCUAAGAGCUACAUAAUUUAGUUUCAUAGACAAUUUCAUCUAUGUAGAACCUAAUUCAACUUAAAACUGUGUGUUUGGGGAAACUAUCUUACCAUUUCACAGUAGGCUGACGACAUUUCUAUAGCCAAAAAUAGCUAAAUACCUCAAUCGGUCUCCGAAUGUCAUUUUGGUACUUUGCUGGCCACACAAGCCGUUAUUCACUAGUAUGACUAGUUGUGUCCUGCAGUUUAUAUUUAACUUUCUUUAUGUCUGUGGAUUUUUUUCCUUCAAAGUUUAAUAAAUUUAUUUUCUUGGA
Messenger RNA from Odocoileus virginianus texanus, 4741 nucleotides. RefSeq names its product growth hormone receptor (gene GHR). The record is from RefSeq and is a predicted model, not a curated record. Gene Ontology annotation, cellular component: growth hormone receptor complex; external side of plasma membrane; membrane. Gene Ontology annotation, biological process: cytokine-mediated signaling pathway; positive regulation of peptidyl-tyrosine phosphorylation; growth hormone receptor signaling pathway. Lineage: Eukaryota; Metazoa; Chordata; Mammalia; Artiodactyla; Cervidae. Gene Ontology annotation, molecular function: growth factor binding; peptide hormone binding; growth hormone receptor activity.